Melitaea cinxia (Glanville fritillary) is the source of this 1335-nucleotide messenger RNA. RefSeq lists its product as uncharacterized. Lineage: Eukaryota; Metazoa; Arthropoda; Insecta; Lepidoptera; Nymphalidae. The record is from RefSeq and is a predicted model, not a curated record. The transcript is spliced from 6 exons. Bases 1 to 1335 code for a protein of 444 amino acids.
AUGCACAAAGAUCCAACUGACGAUUCAGAGGAAUCUGGAAGCCGUUCAGGAUCCAGAAGGAGCUCUGGCCCAUUUGCUAGAAGAGACAGCAUCAAGAAGGAAGUAGAAAAGAAGAUACAACCAGCGUCAGCGUCAUCUACGCCCAAAAAAGUCGCGAAAACCCAUAACUUGGAUUUCCUUGUGACAGGAAAGCAAUUGCUUAAAAGAAGCGACCGCGCCAACUCUCUCCCAGGCUCCUACCAUCGACGUCAAUCAGCAGACUACCUUCUCAAGUCCAAACGUAGCCUCGAUUCACCGCGGAGAAUCAAGUCCAGGGAGAAGACUCGUGACACAUCAUUGGAGAGCAAUAUGUCCUUGGACUUAAGUCAGAUGUCAGACAUCGAAAACCCAACACGAAAUCUAAAGGACAAAAUUCCAUUUGCAACGUCGACUCCAAAGAAGGUCUACCAAAAGGCCAACACCCUACCAAGUAUUCAGCAGCUAGGACGAAGUAAGGAGGAGAAUCUGGAGUCCAAAGAGAACUUGAUGUCCUGCAGUCGAGACAGCGUCAAGAAUUCCUCAUCGACCGGAACAUACAGACAAGGAGUGAGUACUGAGUUCGACUACUCAUCAAUGUCUCCGGAGUGCUCCGGUCCAUCGUCGGGGGACAGCAUCGCUGGCAUCGCCCAGGAUACAUUGAUCUCUCCUCGCAGUCAGGAUCUUCAGGAUUCGAGUGUCUGCAUCAGUAGAUGUGACUCAAGAGAGAUGGGCGAGUGGGGUCACUUCUGGGCUAACUAUAACAACUCCUUGGCUAGAGUUCCCAUUAGUCGCUACUACGACCAAUGCCCAACACCUUACCGUUCUGAAGACAUCGACUUGACUGAAUUGGAAUUUCCACCUGAAACUUCUAAAAUUCGUUCACCAGAAAAUAUAAAAAGUAUAAAUAACAUAAUAAGGAAUGAAGGUCUACGUUUGACGCCGCGCGAAACGCAAAAUAUAAUAAAAUGCGCUCACAUGUUAGGUAAUGUACUGACAAAGGCGAUCGAAAGGCAAUCCAAAGAAUACAAAACAGAAAAGAUUCAGGAAUUACAAGAAAAGGCUAACCCUGAAAAGGAAUUAAAAAAGAAAGCUAUGACCCUAAAUCUGAGAGAGACAGCGCUACCGAUAGAAGUGAAAGAGGAAACGAGAUGGGAGAGCGUACCGACCCAAACUGAUAUUUCGUUGCCAAACACGAAAAGCGCGCCAAUUAUCUUCGAGAAUAUUUUGAGGCAGCUCUCGAUGAGCUCGUUGGAAGUGCCCGGUGAAACUGAGAGAGAACAAAAUAAGGUCGAUGCGAAUAAUGGAGAUGGAAAUUAA